GGCUGUCGAAGAAUCAAGUCUGUAGAAGUGGAGCGGCCGCGGCAGCAGCAGCAGCGGCGGCGGCGGAGCUCAGCGGGCUGGGCGCUGGAGAGCGGCGACGCCAGGAGCUGGGACAGAGCGGCGGAGCGGCCCGCGGCGCGCGCCGCGCCCGAGCUCCACGCCGCCCCGCGCGGCAUGCCCCGCCGCUCGGGCUGAGCCUGCCCCGGCGGCCGCCCCCCGUCCCCCGCCCCCCGGCCUCCCCGCCCCCCGCCGGCCGCCGCUGCGACCUGCUGCUCUCGCCCGCGCGCCCCGUUUUCGCCCCGGUCUGGAGGCCCGCUGCGGCCCCGGCCGAGCCGCCACCGCCGCCGCCGCCGCGCCGCCCCGCCGCCCGCGGGGACCUGCUGCCGCGCCCGCCGCGCCUUGCCGCGCGCCCGCCGCCCCUCGUGCACCGGGGGCGCCGCGCGGGCGCCGCGCCUUCGCAGGCUCUGCCGCCGCCGCCGCCGCCUCUGCGGCCGCCGCCGCCGCUGGUCGGAGAGACGCGGGGUUGGGGGGCGCGGCGGGCGCGCGGGCUGCCUGCGGGGGGCGGCGGCGCCCCCUCCUCCUCCUGCGCCUCCGGCGCCGCGGGCUCCGCGGAUAUGGCCGCGGCGGUGGCGGUGGCGGCUGCGUCCCGGCGGCAGUCGUGCUACCUGUGUGACCUGCCCCGCAUGCCCUGGGCCAUGAUCUGGGACUUCACCGAGCCCGUGUGCCGCGGCUGCGUCAACUACGAGGGCGCCGACCGCGUCGAGUUCGUCAUCGAGACGGCGCGGCAGCUCAAGCGGGCGCACGGCUGCUUCCCGGAGGGCCGCUCCCCGCCCGGCGCCGCGGCGCCCUCGGCCGCCAAGCCGCCGCCGCUCUCGGCCAAGGACCUCCUCCUGCAGCAGCAGCAGCAGCUCGGCCACGCCGGCCCCGAGGCGGCCCCCCGCGCGCCGCAGGCUCUGGAGCGCUACCCGCUGGCCGCUGCGGCCGAGCGCGCCCCGCGCCUGGGCUCCGACUUCGGCGGCCGCGCGGCUGCGGGCCUGGCCCAGCCGCCGACGCCACAGCCGCCGCCGGUGAACGGCAUCCUAGUGCCCAACGGCUUCUCCAAGCUGGAGGAGCCGCCCGAGCUGAACCGCCAGAGCCCGAACCCGCGUCGCGGCCAUGCCGUGCCUCCCACCCUGGUGCCGCUCAUGAACGGCUCGGCCGCGCCGCUGCCCGCCGCCCUGGGCCUCAGCGGCCGCGCCGCCGCCUCGUUGGCCGCCGUGUCCGGGGCCGCGGCUGCGGGCCUGGGCUCGGCGCAGCCCGCCGAGUUGGGCGCCCACAAGCGGCCAGCGUCCGUGUCGAGCAGCGCGGCCGCGGAGCACGAGCCCCGCGAGGCUGGAACCAAGGAGAAGCCGCCGCCACCGCCCGCGCACCGGGGCCCUGCCGACAGCCUGUCGAGCACGGCGGGCGCCGCGGAGCUGGGCGCCGAGGGCUCGGGCAAAGGCCGCGGGCCCGGAGAGCAGGACUGGGUCAACAGGCCCAAGACCGUGCGCGACACGCUGCUGGCGCUGCACCAGCACAGCCACUCGGGGCCCUUCGAGAGCAAGUUCAAGAAGGAGCCGGCCCUGACUGCAGGCAGGUUGUUGGGUUUCGAGGCCAACGGGGCCAACGGGUCUAAAGCAGUUGCAAGAACGGCAAGGAAAAGAAAACCUUCUCCAGAACCAGAAGGUGAAGUCAGGACCCCUAAGAUCAAUGGAGAGGCCCAGCCGUGGCUGUCUACUUCCACAGAAGGGCUCAAGAUCCCCAUGACCCCUACAUCCUCUUUUGUGUCUCCACCACCACCCACUGCCUCACCUCAUUCCAACCGGACCACACCGCCUGAGGUGGCCCAGAAUGGCCAGUCCCCCAUGGCAGCCCUGAUCUUAGUAGCAGACAAUGCAGGGGGCAGUCAUGCCUCGAAAGAUGCCAACCAGGUCCACUCCACCACCAGGAGGAAUAGCAGCAGUCCACCCUCCCCGUCCUCUAUGAACCAAAGAAGGCUCGGCCCCCGCGAGGUGGGAGGCCAGGGGGCAGGCGGUACGGGAGGACUGGAACCCGUGCACCCUGCCAGCCUCCCGGACUCCUCUCUGGCAGCCAGCGCCCCCCUGUGCUGCACCCUCUGCCACGAGCGGCUGGAGGACACCCACUUUGUGCAGUGCCCUUCAGUCCCUUCCCACAAGUUCUGCUUCCCUUGCUCCAGACAAAGCAUCAAACAGCAGGGAGCUAGUGGAGAGGUCUAUUGUCCCAGUGGGGAGAAAUGCCCUCUGGUGGGCUCCAAUGUCCCCUGGGCCUUUAUGCAGGGGGAAAUCGCAACCAUCCUCGCUGGAGAUGUGAAAGUGAAAAAGGAGAGAGACUCGUGACUUUCCGGUUUCAGAAAAACCCAGUGGUUGUCCUUAACUAAAACUGCUUGAAUUGUAUAUAUGUCUCCAUAUAUAUAUAUCCAAGACAAGGGAAAUGUAGACUUCAUACACAUGGCUGUAUAAUUUUGAUUUUUUUUUUUGAAUACAUUGUGUUUCUAUAUUUUUUUGACGACAAAAGGUAUGUACUUAUAAAGGCAUUUUCUUCUUUUGUUAACGUUAUUAGCAUAUCUUUGUGCUUUAUUAUCCUGGUGACAGUUACCGGUCCUCGUAGGCUGUGACUUGGCUGCUUUUUUAGAGCACUUGGCAAAUCAGAAAUGCUUCUAGCUGUAUUUGUAUGCACUUAUUUUAAAAAGAAAAAAAAAGCCAAAUACAUUUUCUGACAUUGUAAGAUUGCCUUACUGUCUGUUAUUCCUUAUUGCUGGCCCCUUUCUUAGGCUGGAGGCCACUUGGUGGAGAAGGAAAGGAAAUGAGUGAAAGGGGCACCGCUAUCAAGUGGGCAUGCCACUGGGAAAUACCACCAAGUUCACCCUGAAACUCGUCCUCUUGGAGGAGUAGGAAGAUAGGUUUUGGAUCUCUCUGUUUUGUUCUUGAAGUUCAGUUCUUGGGACGUUGCCUGUCUGAGAGGGCUGCUGAGAGAUCCUCGGCGUUGUGGGGCUUGGGGGUGUUUUUCCUGAGGCAGAGUUGACCGCUGUCCACGUGAUCAGUUGUAGGAGUACAGUGCUGCAUGCUAGUUGGUUACAUAAGACGCAGGCUCCAGUGAUGGAGCGGCGUGGUGGGUGGUGGCGUGUGCGAGAUGGCACUGCCGUCUUGGAGCAGCCUGGCUCUGCAGCGCCACUUCAUCUGCUGAGCCCCCGACAGCUCUGUCUGUCGCUGCUGUGGUCCUCUCCUCUGCAAGAGUUGCCAGAGGAGUCGCAGUCCUGGUGGGCUAGAGAGCGUGGGAUUGGUUUUGUCGGUUCUGUGUCCUGUUCCGUUUUGUUCUUUAUCAUUUACUGUAGUGCUGUUGCUGUGGAUGCUGUCACAUGUUUUCUAGUGAGUGCUGAAUACGCUAUGGUACAAUGACAGUGAAGCCCCCGGUCCGCAAGGACCGCCUGUGGGCAUAUCAGUGACGGCCCAAAUGUGGGUGGAGGAAACCUGUAAUUUCCUUCUUACAUGUGUUUGAGAUACCAAGUGAAUAAUACUGUUCUGGAAAAAAAUGAUGAACUAGUGAAAAUUAAAGAAAUUGAGGGUUUUACAUAAUAGGCAGGCCCCACCUCUCAAACUAUUUUUAGAAGCCUUUUGUAAGCUAAUUUCUUUUGAUCACUAUUUUGCAACAGUAAAAUGAUUUUUUAAACCAAUAAAUCAUCAGUUAUUAGAAAUAGUUGUCUCACAGCAUACUGGUUUUUCUUUUGUGCUGUUACGAUUUAAUAUUGACAGGAACACUAUUUUAAAUCCUUAUGUUCAGGUGUUUGUAACUUGGCCUUACAGUUGGGCUGAAUCAUGGCUUCUAGGUCUACUGCAUUUCGUGUAUAUCGUUCACAGCCUAGCUUCUGUUUUGAUUUGAAAAUAGAUUAUUACCAGCUUUGGAUUUUUUUUUUUAAGUUGUGUUUGUCUUUUUUUGAAAUCGCUCAAAACGUUUAGUGGUCAAGUUACUAACACUUGAAAAUCAGAUACUGCACCAAAUACAGUAUUUUUUCAUGGUGAUGUUGGUGAGUGCACCCAUGGCUAGUGCUGUGUGGAUCCAUGUCACAGUCGUUGUUAUGCUGCAGACAGACUUGCACGAUUAACCAGUUUGUCCUUACACCUUUUUUUUUUUUUUUAAGUAUACAUGACUCAGAUCAAUCAGACUGGUCUCUCUUAUGUGAAUGUACACAUGCAAAAAAUAGUCAGUUUCACAUGCCCAUAAAGACACUUGUGAAGAAUUCAGCUACUAUGAUCUGUUGUAUAAAUGUGUUUCUAGGCACUUUAUUAUAAACUAGAAUUUGACCUCAUAGAUGUUCCAACUUGAUCAGUCAUUUGACCUAAUUUGUGGUUGCUAUCUGUGUUUUGCAACCUUAAUGCAGAUAAGCUCUCCAACGAGAUUAAUGAAGAACCGUCCUGCUCUAGUGGAGAAGUCUCUCCAGCUGUGGAAAAGCAGCCUGGGCUGGUGGUGAAGGGGGGAGACUGACCAGCUUAAAAGGGCUGCAGAGCUUCCCACUAUUAAACACAGGCUCUCCACGAGUCUGUCUCCUCUCCUCGGAGGCCUUUGAGAAGGCUGGCAGCCGGAGUGCUGAUCUAGGUUCUUUUUCUGGCGUCCCCAAGUUAAAAGUGAACACUGGGACAUGGUUUGAUCUUUUGUUGUACCCGAUGACAGUGCAGAGAUUCUCCACAGCUGGAGAGAAAUGUCAGAAAGCUACUUACUGUACGUGGGCAGUAUCAGAUUUCAGAUCCUAAUAUUUCAGCUAUGCUUUUAAUACUCAGAAUACUAGGGGAUGGGGUGUUGAAGCUUUCCCCCCCUUUUUUUUGUUAACAGUUUAUAGAAUUUAACAGAUGUACUGUCUUUCAUGUGGCCUCACAUUUGAAGUUAUGAGAACAUACACAUGGUUUACAACUUUUACUAUAUACCCUUCCUUGGCCACCAAGUAUUUUAAAAGUGUGCCACCUUUUAACCUUUACUUUUUUUUUUAAGUUGAAGGUGAUAACUUUUUCUAUAUAUGAUGCAAUUCAUGUCAACUAAAGUAAGUGUAAUCUCAGAUAUCAUUAUAUUUUAAAAUCAUGCUAUGGAAAUAUCACCUGCAUUCUGUCGUUUGUCCAAUUUACAGUACCUUUUUUUUCCUUUAACUUUUAGCAUUAAAUAAAAAAAAUAAAAUUGGGAGCACUGAACAUUUUCUGAGGCCUUUUUUAAUUUUUUAAAUGAGCAUAGGAUGACUCUCAUGUUAAUUGCUAAUGGCAAUGUGACUGAAGGACGUGUGGGUUUGGGUGUGGGGUUUGAUGAACUGCAGGAGAACAGGAGAUAAAAAGCUCUGGUGGCAGAAAACAGAAGUUCUAGGGACCAGGAAAGGGCCACUGGAGACGGGGACAGGUGAAAAGCUGUACAAAAUACAGCUGAAGGCACUUGUUUAUUUUUCAACUGGCAGCCUGGCCAGCCUUCUCCAACAGUGAACUGCAAGGAGAUAGUGACCACAGUGAAAAGACCAGCCAGCCUGGGACUGCUCUUCGGAAAGCUUUGGAAUAAAACAGCCUGGAUGGGGCAGAGGAAAUACCCUGAAGACAAAAGGAAAAAAGAUGGGAAGAAAAAGAAAGCAAGCCUGCACUUUAAAAGCUUUGGAACCGACUUUAUGUGAGCUUUACUGAUAUCCUGAAAUCUGAACUUACAAAUAGAGAUAAGAGCACAGAUGCAUUUUAAAACCGCCUCUGCCGCCACAUAGUAAGAAGUUUCCUGGGUGUUGCAGCGUUGACUCUUUAUUGAUCAAUGGUUUGGCAGAUUUCUCUAUGAAAGGAAGUUGUGAAACUUAUGAAGAGUCUAAAGCUAGGAUGUACACAGACUUACUAUAUGUUUUAAAUAGCAACAAUGGAUGUGUAGAUGGGUAUGUUUUUUAGGGGUGAUCCAGUGACUUGCGGGUCCAUUGCUAUAUUUUAAUUUUUUUCAUUAUUAGCAGCCCAUUUAAUGCCAUUUUUAAAGAAACUAUUCUCAACAUUUUUUUUUUUUUUUUUCUUUUUGCGGUAGGGGGAUUGAACUCAGGGCCUGGUGCUUGCGAGGCAAGCACUCUACCAGCUGAGCUAUCUCCCCAGCCCUAGAAACUAUUCUCAGUAAGUCAGAUUAUAUGAUAAUUUUUCAGGCAAUUAAAAUAAAUAGGCUAAACUGUUCAUCAGUUUUUGUUUUCUAACUUAAAAAUAUUUUUGAGUCAAAUUUAAAAUAGCAUAGCAUGCAGAAGUGAUGUUUAAAAUUUCAAAAGCUCCUCCCAAAGGUAUACUUUAAUGAUUACAUUCAGUUAAAAAAAAAAAAAAACCAGACUCUUGAUGUGGCAGAUGUCUUUGUUUAUUCCCCAAAGGGAGGAAAAGUUGAAAGCA
Messenger RNA from Sciurus carolinensis (gray squirrel), 6401 nucleotides. RefSeq names its product interferon regulatory factor 2 binding protein 2 (gene Irf2bp2). The transcript is spliced from 2 exons. Gene Ontology annotation, biological process: regulation of transcription by RNA polymerase II. The coding region runs from base 615 to 2375 and encodes 586 amino acids. Gene Ontology annotation, molecular function: transcription corepressor activity. NCBI's taxonomy places the organism in Eukaryota, Metazoa, Chordata, Mammalia, Rodentia, Sciuridae. Gene Ontology annotation, cellular component: nucleus. The record is from RefSeq and is a predicted model, not a curated record.